AUGUCAGCAGCUGAACGCACCUUCUUUGGUGACUUCCCCAAUUUCAAACCCAAUCUCGACGCCCCUAUCAGCGCUGAAUUUAAACGCCUGGCACAACAGCGUCAAUGGAAAGCAAACUCGAGAAGAUGGCGCAAGAUGUGGAACACAUGCAUUGGUCAGGAGUACGACAGAAUCAUAGGACAGAACCUCAGUAGUCUGCAGACUUGGCAGCGUCUGUGCGAGGAGCUGGACUUGAAAGGACCGUUCACCUCCAUUACGCAGUGUAAGAAGGCUUUGUCAAAGGUGUAUGUCAAUAUUGUGGACGUUCUGGACUGUCGUGUUCUGAACAAGGACUGUCCCGAACUGGUCUGGAAGCCGAAGAAGUUUCCAACUGUCAAGGCACUUUCCGGGUACACCAAACGAACGGGAAAGUUCUUCAACAGAGAGCUUGCAAAGCAAGACAAGUUGUUAAAGACACUGCUCAAGAAGCUGGUCUGA
Aspergillus clavatus NRRL 1 is the source of this 477-nucleotide messenger RNA. RefSeq lists its product as uncharacterized. Lineage: Eukaryota; Fungi; Ascomycota; Eurotiomycetes; Eurotiales; Aspergillaceae. The record is from RefSeq and is a predicted model, not a curated record. The coding region runs from base 1 to 477 and encodes 158 amino acids. The transcript has 2 exons.